This is a messenger RNA of Metopolophium dirhodum (rose-grain aphid), 2420 nucleotides long. RefSeq names its product embryonic polarity protein dorsal-like. Gene Ontology annotation, molecular function: DNA-binding transcription factor activity; DNA binding. The transcript is spliced from 15 exons. Lineage: Eukaryota; Metazoa; Arthropoda; Insecta; Hemiptera; Aphididae. The coding region runs from base 346 to 2076 and encodes 576 amino acids. The record is from RefSeq and is a predicted model, not a curated record. Gene Ontology annotation, biological process: regulation of DNA-templated transcription; response to cytokine; cellular response to stress. Gene Ontology annotation, cellular component: cytoplasm.
UGCCCUUCCAACGUUCUCCCUCCUUUAACUAUAUGUUUUGGUUUUUUUCUCGUCUCGUAUCUCGUUCACACCAUGAUAUAAUUAACAUGGUUCACACAUCUGAAGUUUAAUUUUUACACUUUACCUCUCUGGUUGUGCACUUGUUCCUCUGUCAUUAUAAGUCCUACGAGUCACGGCGUCGUCGUCGCCAUCGAUACCACCUGGUCAGAGAGAAAGAGAGUAUAUACGACAAGAGUAUAGAAAACCGCAUCGUCUACUCCGAGUCGGGCAACAAAUAAUGCCCCUUAGCUGCAUAACACUGUUGAUGUCAUUGAAGAGCACGUAAGAACUAAAAGUGUGCAACAAAUGGACGGUCCAUCAUCAAAUAAUUUGCGAAGACCUACAACUUCACCAUAUAUCAAAAUCGUCGAACAGCCUGCUUCAAAAGCAUUAAAGUUUAGAUAUGAGUGUGAAGGUAGAUCAGCCGGAAGUAUACCUGGAGUUAAUAGUACCACUGAAAAUAAAACCUACCCUACAAUUCAAAUAGUAGGUUAUAAAGGCAGGGUUGAUGUUGUAGUAUCAUGUGUUACAAAAGAUAUACCAUAUAUAUCUCACCCUCAUAACCUUGUGGGACGUGAUUGCAAUAAAGGAAUUUGUAUUAAAGAAAUUAAUAAUGAAUCAAUGGUGGCAAGUUUUAAAAAAUUGGGAAUACAAUGUGUAAGAAGAAAAGAUAUUGUCAAAGCACUCGAAUUACGAGAAGAAAUAAGAGUAGAUCCAUUUAGAACUGGAUUUUCACAUAAAGAGAACCCAACUUCAAUAGACUUAAAUGCAGUAAGGUUGUGUUUUCAAGCUUUUAUUAGCGGUACACGCAAAGGAGAAUAUAGUAUUCUUGAACCAAUUGUAUCAGAUACAAUUUAUGAUAAAAAAAUAUUUGAUUGCGGUUUUCGGUUACCUAUACCCGUGAACUUGUCUGUGUUAAUUGAAGCGAUGUCGGAUCUAUCGAUAUGUAGAUUAAGUGAUGCAGCAGCUUCGGUUGUAGGUGAUAAAGAAAUCAUAUUAUUAUGUGAAAAAGUAACAAAAGAUGAUAUCCAAGUAAGAUUUUUUGAGGAAAACGACGGUAAGUGCAUUUGGGAAGACUAUGGUGUUUUUAAAGCUUCAGAUGUACAUAAACAAGUGGCUAUUUGGUUUAAGACUCCAAAAUAUAAAACAACAGAGAUUGACAAUCCAGUUAAUGUAUGGAUUCAUUUAGAAAGACCUUCGGAUGGCAUGUGUAGUAACGCUCUCCCAUUUACGUUCACUCCGGAUUAUUCAGAUCCACCCAUGUUGAAAAGGAAAAGACAGAAAUUAUCUAGCGAAAGUGAACUUUUGAAUAAAUUACAGAGUACCUCUAUUAUUCAGUCAUCUAAUUGCAUUGUUGGAAUGGUUGACAAAUUGUCAAUUUCUGAACCAAUUACAGAAGAACCAGAAACUAGUUCUAAUCCCUAUAGUGGUUUAUAUCCUAAUUCGAGUGUUCUUCAACAUGAAAAUCAAUUCCCAAACGUAAAUUCUACCUCAUUGUAUGGGCCGACUACUACAUUACUGAAUACCAAUAAUCGACAACAUACAGAUUAUAAUGAUUUAAGAACCUUGUUUGGAGAGUCCAAUCAAGAAAUAGAUGCCCAAGACAAUAUAAAUGUGUCUGACAGUUUUGAUCGAAUUGCUGAUAACACUCUUAAAGAAUUCUUUCAGUCAUCUAAUUGCAUUGUUGAAAUGGUUGACAAAUUGUCAAUUUCUGAACCAAUUACAGAAUAUCCAGAAACUAGUCCUAAUCCCUAUAGUGGUUUAUAUCCUAAUUCGAGUGUUCUUCAACAUGAAAAUCAAUUCCCAAACGUAAAUUCUACCUCAUUGUACGGGCCGACUACAUUACUAAAUACCAAUAAUCGACAACUUACAGGAAUUCAAAAUUUUGCGUACACUAUUACAAAUGUAUGUCCUACAGUUAAUAAUAAUGAUCCAACACCUCAAAAUAAUUAUGCUCCACCAACUACAACACCUUUACCAUACUCAGCAGAAAGCAAUAAUGAGUCUGAUCUUACGGAAACUUCAUUCUCAUGUUAAGAUUAUAAUGACUUAAGAACCUUGUUUGGAGAUUCCAAUCAAAAAAUAGAAGCUCAAGACAAUAUAAAUGUGUCUGACAGUUUUGAUCGAAUUGCUGAUAACACUCUUAAAGAAUUCUAUGAGUUUUACACAAACUGUAAUUAAUUGUUGUUAGUUAAAAAUAUCUAAUUUAUGAUUAGGUAAAAUAUUAUAUAUAAUAUACACUGUUUUUCUUUUUACAAUAUUUCUAUACAGAUUUUAUCCAUUUGACAUAUUUUUUUGGAAAUAAACAAUCAAAUGUUUGCAAUUGAAGAAUGGACGUCUGUUGAAAAUAUUAUAUAAAAUAAAAUUUUGACCAAUCCAAA